Molecule: messenger RNA, 1347 nt
Organism: Leishmania mexicana MHOM/GT/2001/U1103
Lineage: Eukaryota; Euglenozoa; Kinetoplastea; Trypanosomatida; Trypanosomatidae
Exons: 1
Coding region: 1-1347 (448 amino acids)
Source: RefSeq, a predicted model, not a curated record
AUGUCGCAGACGCCGACUGCCGGGCCCGCCCCGCCCCCGCCCGAGGAGCCGCUGCCGUACCCCAUCACAUUCUCAACGCCAGCGGAGGAGAGUCCCCAGUCGGGGCCCGGGGCCGCCGUGGCAGCGGCCUCCUCCGGCCUGCACCACAUCUCAAUCUUCAGCGCACUGCACUGGCUUCUGCCGAUCUAUGAGCUCGCCGGGUGGCUCCCGAAGACGACUGGGCAGCGCAGCAGGCAGAGGGAGGAUAAGAGCAGUCCUAUCUCAGCCACACCCGGUGGCAGCAAGAGCACCUGCGGCACUGCAGCCGACGUGUCUGUCGACCUCAAAGCCAUUCCGCAUGAUGACGUCCGCGCCGCCUUGAGGCUGCUCCCCGUCUUCGAGAAGUUUUUUGUCGAGGGCAGCAAGAUCAUUCCCCAGCACACGGACCUGUACUACUUCAUCGAGUCCUUCACCCUGCCGACGCCGAAGGGACCUAAGGUAAUCACCCGCUCCAAGGUCGAGGGGGACUAUCGCGCCAUACACCAGCCCUCUCACGCCCCGACGUCUCUCGGCGCCGCAGGGGCCACGACGAAGACAACCGUCACGAACAGCACGGCGUACUUCUCUCUGCUGCCCGGCCACAACCAGUUUCUUCUAUACUACGAGGACUGCGAGAAGCUGCGGCAUUUUACGUACCUGCAGCUGGACCAGCUACGCUUUUCGUGGGUCGCCAUCAAGGAGCUGCUCGAGGAGAGCAAGGUGUUCAACCUCAACGAUGGCAGCCUCACGGGGUUGGCGAAGCGAGACCUCCAGAAGAACAACGCCGCAUCCCCGUUCUGCCUUGCCUCAUCCGCGCAAGCAGCCACAGCAACGGAGACCUCUGCGAGUAACGACAACGGCAGCAGUGGUGGCGCGGUCAUUGGCCGCGGCGGUGGCAACGCACGCCUGCACCAGGGCACAAGCGGCAACGUCAUCACCGCCCCUAGCAAGGAGGCGGCGGAGGCGAAGAAGCGCAUUCAGCAGAUGCGCUUCUUGCGCGAGGAGCUGGAGCAGGAGUGCCAACGGCGCUGGCCGUACACGCCAGUCUCGAAGAGCUGCAUCUUUAGCUUAGAGGAGAAGAUCGAGGUGGAGCUGCCGGCUGACGCGCUGGAGCAGCUCGGCAUUGUCGGUGCGCACAACACGACGAACAGCAAGAACGGCAACCGCCGAGGACCGCGCUACUACCUCGCCACCGUUGAGCUUCCUUUACUCAACAAGAAGGGUGGCGCUGCCCGCUUCAAGGCCCCGAGGUGGUGGAACAACCGGCGCGAUGCCGAGAGCGCCGCGGCAGAGGCGACGUUGCUGGCACUGCGCAGCAUGAAGUCUUAA